ACUAAAAUGCAACUGCUGAGAGAGACAAUACAAUAAAAAAUCACCAAAAGUCGAAUAUACCCAAUGUAGAACUUAUUUAAACUAUAAAUUUCAAGAUUAUUUCUUUCUUUUUGAAAAUCGAAAACAACUACAGAGAGAAACAAUACAACAAAAAAUCACCAAAAGUCGAAUAUACCAAUGUAGAAUUUAUUUUAAACUAUAAAUUUCAAAAUUAUUUCUUUCUUUUUGAAAAACUUCAUGUUGAAGCCUUUAGCAUAAACUCUUGAGUUCUCGUAAAUCUUUUCGAACUAGAAGCUUUAAUUUGUAAAGUUUUAGCCUCACCAUUUCGACACAGGCAAGUAAAGUUUCGACCCGACCCGCGUUAGGGUCUGAAAAUUCGUAAGGGUGUACAGGAAGAGGGAAAGAAAGAGAUGAGUGAUAUAGUGGGGGGAGCUGAUCUGUCAGGUUCUGUUUCGGUAACAGCAGAAUCAUCAAAAGCCACUGGAUUCGAUGCAAAUCGAAUUGCUGAAGUGAAAGCUUGGCUUACAUCCCAGUUUGAUGCUGCGGGUAAAGAUGUCCCUGAUUUUGAGUACACUCCUCGAAGCAUCAAUGAAUUACACAAAAUUGCCACUCUAUCGCAAGCCAAAACUCAAGCUGCUGUUAUUGUUGCCAAUGAUCACCGUCAAAAAGCAGCUGAGUACAGGUCCCAAGCUGCUAGGAUAAGAGAGAUACUGGAGAGCGUAGGAUUGGCGCAAGAAAGUUUACCAUCUAAUGUGGUUUCAUCAGCACAUGUUCUUGCAAAGGUUGCAAAUUUGUUGGAUGUUAGAGAUACUGAAUUAAGUAGUUUACUUGUUGCAGUGGCAGAUCUUUCUCUACGGAAAACAGCAGUAGAAGAGAAGAGAGCUAAAGUGCAGCAGGAAUCAAAAGUUCUUCUUGAGUACACUCGAAAGGCUAUAGCAAGAUUGACUUAUUUGAAAAGAACCCUUUCACAGCUUGAAGAUGAUAUUGCUCCAUGUGAAGCACAAAUGGAGAACUGGAAAACAAACUUGGCAAUUAUGGAGUCAAAAGAGCGGCAGUACUUGCAAGAGUAUGGUUAUUAUAAGGCUGUACUUAAUCGCGUUGGUUACACCCCAGAGAUUAGUCACGGGGUAUUGGUUGAGAUGGCAGAGCAUAAGAAGGAUUUGGGGAAGAAAACAAAACCAAUUCUUGAUACUCUGAGAAGCUACCAAGACUUGCCUCCUGAUAAAGCUUUGGCUGCAUUGGCCAUCGAGGACAAGAAAAGGCAGUAUGCUGCUGCUGAGAAGUAUCUUGAAGAUGUGUUGCAGUCUGCUCUUGCCUCCUCAGAGUGACGUAGAAUGCUAUUCUUCGAACAUUUCAUUUUGCCUUCACUUCAGCUCAUAGUGCCUCGUCCAUGAAAACCUUGGAAAAUCAAGAUUGGGAUUGAUUUUCUUCCAGACACUUGUGCUAUUUUAUCUUUCAUUGGGGUUGUACUUUCAACAUUGUAAAAACUCUUAAAAAUUAAAAUUGGCUCAUAAUGAUUUGUGUAAUUUGAACAGUAAAAAGUUGCUGGGUAAAACUUGAUUUCGCUUUCCCUUUCA
Messenger RNA from Capsicum annuum, 1577 nucleotides. RefSeq names its product AUGMIN subunit 1. Gene Ontology annotation, biological process: spindle assembly. Lineage: Eukaryota; Viridiplantae; Streptophyta; Magnoliopsida; Solanales; Solanaceae. Gene Ontology annotation, cellular component: cytosol; HAUS complex. Bases 411 to 1328 code for a protein of 305 amino acids. The record is from RefSeq and is a predicted model, not a curated record. The transcript is spliced from 7 exons.